Molecule: messenger RNA, 5694 nt
Organism: Choloepus didactylus (southern two-toed sloth)
Lineage: Eukaryota; Metazoa; Chordata; Mammalia; Pilosa; Megalonychidae
Gene: PCGF5
Product: polycomb group ring finger 5
Exons: 11
Coding region: 635-1405 (256 amino acids)
Biological process (GO): regulation of transcription by RNA polymerase II
Cellular component (GO): PRC1 complex
Source: RefSeq, a predicted model, not a curated record
CGCGCUCCCGCCUGCAGGGGGAGGGCAGACCGGGCGCGGGGACCGGCCAGGCCGCGACGGGCACUGUUUCUCUUUCACUUUCCUUCCCUUCGGGGCCGACGCGCUGGCAGGAGAGGAGCGGCGGUGGCCGUGGGGAGCGGCGCCUCGAGGCACCUGCCGCGGCCGGUCCCGCCCGGAGCCGGGAAAGCUCCCUCCGGGUCGGGCGGGCCGGAGUCCGGGAGCUUCGAAGCGGCUCCCCGCUCUCGCGAGCAGAGAGGGCGGCCGGCUGCUGACUGAAGGCCGGGGAAGAGCAGGCGCGUCCUCCGUAGCGCAACUCCGGCCCGGCGCGAGUGGCGCGUCAGGCAGGCCCGGGCCCGCGCACCUGCCGGGCGGGCGGGGCGGACACCGGCUUGGACCGCGCGCCGCUGCGCCUACGGAUCCUGCCGGAGGAAGACUAGUUCCCUACCGCCGCCGUCACUGCAAAUAUGGAAAAGCAAAACCAUCAGAAGGAGUGAUGAUCAGCGAUCUCAUGGUAAAUCUGGAUGUUGCUCCUAUGCCUCAAGACAUCCUAUUGGGAACUGCACACCAGCUCCUAGGAUCAGACUUGCAUCCACUUAAUACCCCUCUUUGCCUGAACUACUAAAACUAACCACGAAUGGCUACCCAAAGGAAACACCUGGUGAAAGAUUUCAAUCCCUACAUCACCUGCUAUAUCUGUAAAGGGUAUCUGAUCAAGCCAACUACGGUGACUGAAUGCCUCCACACCUUCUGUAAGACUUGUAUUGUCCAGCAUUUUGAAGAUAGCAAUGAUUGUCCUAGAUGUGGCAACCAAGUUCAUGAGACAAAUCCAUUAGAAAUGUUAAGGUUGGAUAAUACAUUAGAGGAAAUUAUAUUUAAGCUGGUCCCUGGACUACGAGAACAAGAACUUGAGCGUGAAUCUGAAUUUUGGAAGAAAAAUAAGCCUCAAGAAAAUGGACAAGAUGAUGCUUCAAAAGUUGACAAACCUAAAGUAGAUGAAGAAGGUGAUGAAAAUCAAGAUGAUAAAGACUAUCACAGAAGUGACCCACAAAUUGCUAUAUGUCUAGAUUGUUUACGUAAUAAUGGACAGUCAGGGGACAAUGUGGUAAAGGGUUUAAUGAAGAAAUUCAUCCGAUGUUCUACACGUGUGACUGUGGGAACUAUUAAAAAAUUUCUAAGUUUAAAACUAAAACUUCCAAGUUCUUAUGAAUUGGAUGUGCUGUGCAAUGGUGAAAUUAUGGGAAAGGAUCAUACUAUGGAAUUCAUCUACAUGACAAGAUGGCGACUAAGAGGCGAAAACUUUCGGUGUCUGAACUGCUCAGCUUCGCAAGUCUGCUGUCAGGAUGGCCCUUUGUAUCAGUCAUACCCCAUGGUAUUGCAGUAUCGACCAAGAAUUGAUUUCGGUUAGACCAAGGGGCCUAGAUCCCACUGAGAUGAAUCCUGCACUAUUUGUUUACUCAUCGACAGAUUGCACAAUGAACGGUGUGUUGACUAGAGGGACACAACCAGAUUUUCAGCAUGCAAAUAAGGCCAUUGUCUGUCUCUAAAUUGUCAGUUGCAUCUAUGUUGUUUCUAUUAAGAACAGACCAAGUGCCAUUCUGCUACUGACCUGUCUGCAUUUGUGCUGUCUCACAGUGUGCAAGUCAUAGUUGAAAUCAAUUAGGUGUGCAGCCAUGAUUCAGCCUUCUGAAUAUUUUGCUUGCCUGUUCCAAGAUUGUUCUAAUGUUUGAUUACACUAGUAAAAUCGCUCAGUCUUCGUGGUGUUGCAGUUUUCACAUACUUAAUAUUUUAUCAAUUCUUGUUUAAAUAGAGUGUACUGUACAAGAAAUUAAUAAUUAUAUCUUGAAAUUAUUUUAUAUAGGAAAUAUAUUUAGAAAAGUGGUUUUUGAGCCACGCUCUUGUUCUUGGUAAGCUUUUUGUGUACAAAAUAGUUCACUCUUAAGUGUGCAAGUCCUUUUGCUAAGAAUUCCAAUUAUUCUUUAACAUUAGAGUACAUCAAUACUUGUAGACAUUUUAAGUCAUCUGUCUGUAUAGUCUACCAAUUGCACAAGGAAGGCCUGUUAGCCCUCCAGAUUGAAAAUGUAUGUGACUUUUUAGGGAAUUGAAGUGAGAUUCACAACCAUUCAAAAGGGUUGGCAGCUGAUCAUAUUUACUGCUAAUAAAAUUAAUGUGUAAGAAAGAUUAAUCUUUCAUAAUGCCUUAUGACAAGCGGGUGCUGCUUCAUGAAAAUUCAUUGUAUAGCCCAUUUUAUGUAUGCAUCAUUAUGUUGUUCUCGUUUAAUGAGUAUGUUGUUUUCCUUUUUAAGUUGGCCUUAGGUGUGUGUCAUUUGUGGCAUGAAGAAGGUAAAGAUGAUUUUAAAUAUUAGGAUUUUUGGAGCAGAUAACAUAAGCUACUUUAUGGAUUUCAGAAGUCUCAAAGCAGUGGGUAGAUUAAAGCUGUUAGUUAACUAUCACAUUUCCAAACCAAAUGCAUAAAACCGAAUGAGUGCAGUGUAGUAGAUGAAUAUACUAACCAAAAUUAAUGGUUUGAGGACAUUUCAUUUUAGAUCCUUUAGUAAUUAGGGCGAAAUGGGAUUAUUGUUUAUACAUGAGUUCAUUGAGAACAGAGCUGUGAUAAUGUCCUUGAUUUUGUCAUUUUGUUAAGUCUUCCAUUCCUUUUGAGAUUAGUUUGCAAGUCAAAGAAAGUCUUGUUACCUUAAAUUAUAUAAAGAACUUUGUUCUAAACCUUUUUAAAUUUGCAGUGUUUUCAAAAAAGCUCUUUGGAAAUUGUUUUAUUAGUUGCUUUGAAGUAAACAAGUUAACCUCUGAAACUUAGGAAAAAAUCUUGGAAGUUAGAAAGAAUGUAUGUUUUAGAAAUAGGACGAGCACAAUCUGUGGGUUACACACAUAGUUUUGUUUUUGUUUCUUUUUUAACUGUAUACACGGUAGGUUUGUUACAUUUUCCAGUAAAAUGUAUUACAGUAUAAUGCCUUCUGAAUCUCAAAACGUUUCUUAGAAAUAAAACAUUGAACAACUCUAAGGAACAUAGAAAAUACAGCUAAAAUCUUAAUGCAUUUCACAGUGUAAAAGGCUGAAACUUCAUAAUUACCUUUUCAUAAUAUCUUUUGUUCAAUUCAAAAUGCCUAUUUUAAAGUUUUCUGUUGUUGUUAUUCUGAAUUUUGUGAAAAAGGUUAUGGCAAAUACUUUCUUAACUUCAUUUUAGUCAGAUUGUAUUUGUUCUUGGAAGGGCUCACAAGCAAAAUAUAAAAGGCAAAUUUUCUUUAACUAACUGUAGAACAAACCUUCCUUCUCAACCAAAACUGAAUUUACUGUCUAGCUACAGAAAUUAUUUUGCUAUGCUGUGAAACCCAGUUCCCUGAUAUCCCUAAAAAAUUAGAAAAUUUAUUAUAAAUUUGACACAUCUAGGUCAGUGAUUAAAACGGUGUUUUACAUAUGAAAGUUAAUUUUAAUUAAUUUAACUCAGAAUGAAUGAGUGCAUUUUAAAAACCACAAAUAAGCUUUAGAUAUUUUUGAAUUCCCAGCCAAAAACUUGUGGCCUUAAAUGAGUUUUAUAUAUGUGAUUUCUUUAAAAUUGGCCUGUUGCCUGAUCAUAUUUAGUUUCAGUGUUUACCAAGGAAAUAUAUAGGAAACAAUUAAAGAAUUGGAAAUAGUUUUAUACAAAAUUCCUUUAUUUAUUGCCAAUGUAUUAAUAUUUUUAUUUAAAUGCAAUGGAAUAUGUGCCAAAACAUAUCGAAACCAUACAUAAAGAAGAGCAUUAGUUUACAUUCGGGGAAUGGUACACAUUAUAUAAUGGUCCUGAGUAAUUCAGUAUUACUAUUAGAACUACAGAACUGCUUCACCUGACCUCUUUUGGUAUAUUCACCUAUAACUUUCCAAGUAUGGACUACUUUUAUGUCUAUUUAUACAUGAAAUCCCCAGUAGUUAAUUAUCCGCCAAGCCAGAUUUUGGAAUUUGUAAGAAACCAGGUAUGGAAAAGGUGUGUAUCGGCAACUUUUGUGGUUAGCUUUAUAAAUUUAGGGUGCUAAAAGACAAGCUAUAUAAAUAAUCUGUAGGAAUAAUCAUCUGAGUCUUUAAAAUCAGAGAAUAAAUAAAACUAAAUUUCUUUAACCUGUUGUUUCUUAAGCAAUAAACUGAAAGAACUUGACUCUGUAAAAAGUUUUGUAAUCUGUUUUUAUCUGCCUUAGAAAUCAUAGAGGUGAAAGAGUCAAGGAACCUGGGAUAUAAAGAAUGCAUAUGGUUUAUAGACAUCACUUUAAUUGAAAUAAUCCCAUAAGUUAAUAGGAAAAUUGGAAUAUAGCCUUUUCUGUAGAUUUAACAAAAAGCUUUUAGGAAGUACGAAAAACUGAAGAGCUCAAUGAUGAGGUAAUAUUUUCAGUCAUUCAGUCUGGGGAGGGGCAGUACCUUGGGUAAUGUCUUCUAACUACUUUUUAAAAAGUGUUUUAUUUCAUUGUUCAUUGAAAAUUUAUCCCAUAAUAAUAUUCCACAUUUUAUAAAUGUAAUGAGUAUGCUCAAGUAUGUAUAUUAAAGUGUAAUCUAAAUUUAAACUGAUUCUUUGAGAAAAAGCUAGGUGUGUUAUAUAAAUUGUGAACUGUUUAGCUUUAUUGAAAAUAUUUAAGAGAAAGUGCCUCAUUGCUAAAGUACAUUUUUGUUUUAGAUUUCCUGUAGAAAUUGUUGAGUUUUCUGUACCUCUUAUGUAUGGUUUCGUAUCUAAAUAGGCACUCAUAAGUUACAGUAAUCUCUUUCUGAAAGACUUACAUAAAAAAAAAUAAGUAACACCAAAGACAUUUUACUGUUCAUUAAUGACCAUGUUGGAAAACAAUUUUAACAGUUUGGAGAUUGGAAAUUUUUAGAUUUCAACUUAAUUUUAUAUAGUUAGGCAAUAACUUUGAUUGAUUGCUAAAAUGUUCACCAAAAAAAAAAAGGCUUUAACUGAAUUUUCUUAGUGAGAUCAGUCAAAUGCAGUUUUCUUGCAAUAAUCAGAGCACACUUCCUUUCAUGUAUGUUCAGUGUAUAUCAGCACCAUGUGGCAGAUAUGAGGAAACCCUAAGAUGAGAAAGAGAGACUCAUAACAAAUAACCUCCUUCUAGAUGAUAAGCAGGAGAAAUUUUUACUUGGAAAAGAAAAUUGAAAUUGGAAUUUUCAGUUGUAACUUGAGAAGGCUUUUAUUGCAUGGAGGCAGUAUAAAGUAAAAUGAUGUUUAUUUAGUUCCUGGGGUCUUAGUGAUCUGAAAAUUUUUAUUAAGGAAACACUGGUAAAAGUGUUCGACGUGCUUACUUUUAUAGAAAAUGUAGCACAUUCUAUUGGAAUUACACAAGUAGGGGCCUUUUCUGUAUUCAAAAGCAAAAUUUUCAGAAGGGUCACGUUUUGUUUUGUUUUUCCUUAAAAAGCAACUCUGUCUUGUUUCUCAGAAAUUGCUUUAUUGUUGUUAAAAUUUAGUCAUAAAGCCAAAUUUGGCACAAUGGGUUGCAGAACAAGAGCAGCAUGUAUAUUAAGGGGGAGUUUUGUACUCUCCUUAGACCAUUCCCCUUGCAAGUCCAUGCUGUGGGCUUGGACUCAUUUAAGGUAGAACUCAUUUAUGAAAUCUUUCUGAUAGCUCCCAAGGUAAACCUUCUUGGAUAGGAUAAAAAUAAGGAUGCACACCUUAUUCCAUACUCUAGGUAAAAAAAAAAAAAAAAAAAAAAAGAAUGUUCACGUUGAC